Molecule: messenger RNA, 1104 nt
Organism: Aspergillus candidus
Lineage: Eukaryota; Fungi; Ascomycota; Eurotiomycetes; Eurotiales; Aspergillaceae
Product: threonine aldolase family protein
Exons: 1
Coding region: 1-1104 (367 amino acids)
Biological process (GO): glycine biosynthetic process; L-threonine catabolic process
Cellular component (GO): cytosol
Molecular function (GO): L-allo-threonine aldolase activity
Source: RefSeq, a predicted model, not a curated record
AUGGCAUCCCCCGCAUCCAACGACUUCCGCAGCGACACCUUCACAACCCCCACGCCCUCCAUGCUCUCCGCAAUGGUAAACGCCACCUUCGGCGACGACGUCUACCAAGAAGACCCCACAACCGGCGCCUUCGAGACCGAAAUCGCCCGCCUCACCGGCAAAGAAGCCGCGCUGUUCACCCUCUCCGGCACAAUGGGCAACCAGAUCGGCGUGCGGCUGCACCUCAGCACACCCCCGCACUCCAUCCUCUGCGACUACCGCGCGCACGUCUACGCCGAAGAAGGCGCCGGCCUCGCAAUCCUCUCCCAGGCGAUGGUCACGCCCGUGCACCCCGCCAACGGGAUCUACAUGACGGCGGAAGACGUGAAGAGGUGGGCUGUGCUGGGGGACGAUAUCCACGUUGCGCCGACAAGGGUGGUCAGUUUGGAGCUGACGAUUGGGGGCGUGGUGACGCCGUUGGAGGAGAUAAGGGCGAUAUCGGAGUUUGCGCGCGCGAACGACAUCGCUGUGCAUUGUGAUGGGGCGAGGUUGUGGAAUGCGGUUGCUGCGUCGGGCCAUUCGCUUGAGGAGUAUUGUCGGUAUUUUGAUAGCGUGUCGAUGUGUGUGUCGAAGGGGCUGGGCGCGCCUGUGGGAGGCGUGCUUGCUGCUUCGGAGAGGCAUAUUCGCCGCGCGAGGUGGCUGAGGAAGCAGCAGGGUGGGGGCAUUCGGCAGGCGGGCGUGUUGACUGCUGCUGCUAUGGUUGCGUUGAAGGAGGUGUGGCCGACUAUGAAUGAUACGCAUGCGAAGACGAGGAGGUUGGCGGGGGAUUUGGGUGAGAUGGGCGUCGUGCCGCAGAUUCCGGUCGAUACUAACUUUUUCUUCAUUGAUGCGAGGCGGUCGGGGAUUGAUAUGGGGGUUUUGUUGGAGGAGUGUGGGAAGAGGAAUGUGAAGUUGAUGGAUGAGAGGAUUGCGAUGCAUCAUCAGAUUAGUGAUGAGGCGAUUGAGAAUCUCAAGGCUGCGAUUGCGGAGGCUGUGAGGAUUACCAAGACUCUGCCUGCCGAUUAUGUGCCUAAGAUCCAGCCGGCUGGGUAUGGGAGCACUUCGAAGAUGAAUGAGUAUAGUUGA